AGCUCCUUUUCACACUUAUCUAACACCAUUGUUUUUUCAAGAUUCUUUAUUUUUUUAUUUUUUAUUUUUGUUGAAUGUGAUGUUUGAGCUUUUGAAUAUUGAAAUAUUACUGUUCAUGAAGUGACGCGUGGUUUCUCUGCUGUAACUGUGAAGUGUUUGUUUCUGCAGUGAAAUCUACUAACAAAAAUAAAAUUCUUUUUUCUCACUAUUUGAGGAAAAAAACAACAACAGUUGUGUAAUAGUUAUACUUUACUGUUUUCUUGGACUUUUGGGGGUGUACUGUAAAUAUAGGUUUCCUAAUAGAUUCCCAUUUCUCAUUCUUGCUUUUCUUGUUGAAAAAGAUCUCAUUUUUUUUACUUUGGGAAUUUUUAAGGUUUUGUUUGUUCCUGGGUCCAGGAAUAUCUUGGUUGCAUUUUGUGGGGUUUAAAGUUGGAUUUUUGAAUUCACAUUGUUUGAAUUUAGGGGUGUGGAUCAGAAGAAUCUUGCUGGAUCUUUAAGUCACUCUGCAAAACUGGAAUAGUGGAACUGAGAUUGAUAUUGCUUGGAUCUGAGGGGAAAUCAUGGUUUGUAGCUGAUGCUAGAUUGGAUAUGCAACAAUGUCGAGGAGCACUAAGUGGAAGCUUGAAAAGAAUAAAGUGAAAGUGGUCUUUCGGCUUCAAUUUAAUGCUACUCACAUACCACAAACUGGAUGGGACAAGUUAUUCAUAUCUUUUAUCCCUGCUGACUCUGGAAAAACAAUUGCAAAGACGACCAAAGCGGCUGUAAGAAAUGGAACAUGCAAAUGGGGUGAUCCAAUUUAUGAAACGACAAGGCUUCUUCAAGAUGUCAAAAGCAAACAAUUGGAUGAGAAGCUAUACAAACUUGUGGUUGCCAUGGGUUCUUCACGAUCUAGUGUCCUGGGCGAGGCAACAAUUAAUCUUGCUGAUUAUGCUGAAGCAUCGAAGCCUUCUGCUGUUGCUUUGCCUCUUCAAGGAUGCAAUGCAGGAACAAUAUUACAUGUCACAGUUCAGUUGCUAACCUCUAAAACGGGAUUCAGAGAAUUUGAGCAGCAAAGGGAACUUAGGGAGAGAGGUUUGCAGUCAGGAUACGAUAACAAGCAUGAUGACUCUGGUACUGGGAAAGUCCUAUUUUCCGGAGAGACUGGACAUGAUCACAUUGAUAAGGUUAGUUCAAGGGUCAGAUUCAGACCAGAGGCUAAAGAACUCUCUUCUGUUGAGGAGGAAGUGGAACUAAAGGAGGAAUGUACUGACUUGACAGCUGGAUUUGAUGGUUCUUCCAAUACUUCAGAGAGUCUAUAUGCCGAAAAGCAUGAUUCAUCAAGUGCACAUGAAACUGAUAGUCAAGGCCAGCUGUCAGAGAAAGGUAAUAAAUCUGAUAAUCAAGCAACGGCACAGAGUAGUAGUUCGGUUCAUGGAUGGGUGUUGGACUGCUCAGUGGAUAAUGAACUGGCAAUUGCUUAUGAGGAGAAUAAUAGACUUAGAGCAAGCCUGGAAUUGGCAGAAUCAUCAGUUUUUGAGCUUAAACUUGAGGUAAGCACUCUUCAAAGUCAAGCUAAUAAAUUGGGUUCCGAAACAGAAAAGUUUUGUCAGCUGCUUACUGCUGAGAUAUCCUCUAGCGUGGAGUUGGCAAAAGAGGUUUCUGUCCUUAAAUCAGAAUGUUUAAAUUUCAAAGAUUGUAUUGAAAGACUAAGAGCUUUGAAAUCAAGCUGUCAAAAUCGUGGUGGUGAAAGUGGUGUUGCUGAUUCUGGCUUAGUUCAAGAUAUACAGGUAAGAUGGAUGAAAGGAAUUUCAGUGGUUGAAGAUAGAAUCAAAGAACUUCAAAAUAAAGUUUGUCUUGGAUUCUAUGAAAGAGACUACAGGUUUCUUCAUUCGGAAUUGGAGGCGUUGCUUCAAAUUCUACAGGAGGUUAAACAAGGAGCAAGAGAUGAGAUGUUAUUGCUAAAUAAAGUAACAUCAGUGGAUAUAAAGGAGACUACAGCGAGAGAUUUACCCAAUAUUGAACAGCCAUUGUCAGGGCUUGGGUUGGAAUUGGAUCUUUGUACACCAGAGAAUUUGCUUCAUCAUAUUGGCAUACCCCCACUGGUUACUCAAGGAACUGAUUCCACAGUUGCUAUUGAUGCAAUGAAAGCCAAAAUUUUUGAUCUGGUAAGAGAAUUGGAUGACGCAAAGGUUGAAAGGGAAAAUCUGCUGAGAAAAAUGGAUCAGAUGGAGUGUUACUACGAAGCUCUUGUUCAAGAACUCGAGGAAAAUCAGAAGCAAAUGCUGGCAGAGUUGCAGGGUCUAAGGAAUGACCAUUCGACAUGCCUUUAUACCAUCUCGAGUAGCAAAGCUGAAAUGGAAUUAAUGCGACAAGAUAUGAGUCAGCGUAUUUUACAGCUUGCUGAUGAGAGACGUGAUUUGGAUACACUUAAUAAGGAGCUCGAGAGAAGAGCUUCUACUUCAGAAGCAGCUCUGAAAAGAGCCCGCUUGAAUUAUUCUAUUGCAGUAGAUAAGCUGCAAAAGGAUUUGGAGCUUCUUUCCUUACAGGUGGUGUCCAUGUUUGAGACUAAUGAGAACCUCAUGAAGCAAGCAAUUCCAGAACCUUCGCAACCACAAUUCCUUGGAUAUUCAGAUAUUGUUCAGAAUUUAGAAGAAUAUGAUAAUACAGAGCAGUUGCCAAUUCAGGAUCAACAUGUAAGUGCAAGGAAACUAACACUCAGUGGAGAUGUCCUUACUGAUGACUUGAAAAGAUCACUUUGCUUGCAGGAGGAGCUUUACAAGAAGGUUGAAGAAGAACUUGGUGAAAUGCACUCAGUUAACUUGCACUUGGAUGUAUUCUCAAGGGUUUUACUUGAAACUGUGAUUGAAGCAAAUGCUAAUGCUGGAAUGAUGAAGAAAGAUAUGGGCGAACUUGCUCAGCAGUUGGAGGCUUUGAAUCUCUGCAAGGAGCAGUUGGUGGUAAGAUUACAGGCUGCUUUGGAAGAUGUUCACAUUUUGCAUGAGGAGAAAGCAAGUUGCUUCCUCAAAUGCAGCGAUCUUUCUCUGCAGAAUCAAUCUUUGGAAGCUGAACUCGUGAAUCUUUCAAAGGCAAACUGUCUCCUCACUGAGAAGGUUAUCGAACAGGAAGCAAUCAUGGUGCAACACACAGCAACUCAGAGAAGAUAUGAAGCUUCUGCAGAAGAAAAUAAAGCACUCUCCACUUCAUUGAAACAGGAAUCGUUGAAAAGCAGUAGGCUUCAAGAUGAGAUUUCACUUCUGAAGGAUGAUUUGCUAACUGUCAGAGCCAAAUCAGAGGACUUGGCUUCCUCAAAUGAAAAUCUUCAUGAAGAUAUUAGCUUUGUGCAGGGUAAGUUGGCUGGUAUAUUGGUAUCUUAUGAGAAGGAACUAUCUCUUCUAUGCAAUUCCUCUUGCCGUGAGUUGGAGUUCAGGGAUAUAAGAGGUCUCACCAUGCAACUGGAAGAGGUUCAGCAUAGUGCGUGUAGAAAGAUUCUUCAUCUUAUGCAGGAGAAGCAAAAUCUAGAAAGUGAAAAAUUAGUUGCUGAGUUAUCCUUGUCUGCUAGUAGAUCAGAAAUAAUUGCCAUGAGGCAAAAGUUUAAAAAUGAUAUACAGAGGAUUGUAGCUAAAUUUGAUGUAUCAACUGCCCUUGUGGAGAAACUUCAGGUUGAACUUGAAUCUGUGACCAAUAAACUUCACCUUACCUCUGAAGUUGAAGAAAAUUAUGCACAACAGAACAGAGAGCUUCUGGUUGAUCUUGCUGCCUUUGAAGUCGAGUUACAAAAUGUAGUAUCGAAGAAUGGGCAUAUUGCUCAAGAGAUCUUGGGCUUGGACUCUGUAGCUGACGAGCUUGAGCAAAAUGAGUUAACCAUUUGUGAACUAAGACAAGAGAAGGAGGAUCUCAUGACCUCUCUACACGACAAGGCUGAGGAAUUUGCCAAGCUCACUUCAGAAGUUAGUCAUCUGAAAGUCAAUUUGAGAAGUCUGCAAGAUGAAUUGCAACUCGAGAGAGGUCUUAAGGAUAAACUAGAGGGUUCAGUAAACGAGAAGGAUGGCAGGUUACUGGAUUUGGAAAAGCAAAUUGCUGAACUGGUGCAGUUCAGGCAACUGGCAUCAGAGUUAGAGGUUGAGAAAUGUAGACUUAGCCAUCUUUUGCAGCAGCAUGAUGAGCAUGCAGCAAAGCUUCAGGAAGAGUUAUCCUGUGUGUCUGGUCUAGAGGGCUCUGUGAGAGAUCUUGCCUCCCAAUUGAAUGAGAAGGAUGGCAGGUUAUUGAAAUUGGAAAAGCAAAAUGCUGAGCUGGUGCAUUUCCGGCAGCUGGCAUCAGAUUUAGAAGUGGAAAAAUCUAGACUUGAUCAGCUUCUGCAGCAGCGUGAUGAGCAUGCGGCAAAGCUUCAGGAAGAGUUGUCCUGUGUUUCUGGUUUAGAGGGGUCAGUUCAAGAACUUACUUCUCAACUGAAUGAGAAGAAUGACAGGUUACUGGAUUUAGAAAAGGAAAAUGCUGAACUGGUGAAUCUCAGGCAGCUGGCAGCAGAUUUAGAAUUGGAGAAGUGUAGACUUGACCAACUUGUGCAGCAGCGUGAUGAGAAGGUGGCAAAGCUUCAGGAAGAGUUGUCCUGUGUUUCUGGUUUAAAGAGCUCAGUUCAAGAUCUUACUUCUCAACUGAAUGAGAAGAAUGACAGGUUAGUGGAUUUGGAAAAGCAAAUUGCUGAACUGGUGAAUCUCAGGCAGCUGGCAGCAGAUUUAGAAGUGGAGAAAUGUAGACUUGACCAACUUGUGCAGCAGCGUGAUGAGCAUGUGGCAAAGCUUCGUGAAGAUUUGUCAUGUUUUUCCGGAUUAGAGGGCUCAGUGCGAGAUCUUACUUCUCAAUUGAACGAGAAGAAUGACAGGUUACUGGAUUUGGAAAAGCAAAAUGCUGAGCUGGUGCAUUUCAGGCAGCUUGCAGCAGACUUAGAAGUGGAUAAAUGCAGACUUGACCAACUUGUGCAGCAGCAUGAUGAGCAUGUGUCAAAGCUUCAGGAAGAUUUGUCGUGUGUUUCUGGUUUAGAGGGCUCAGUGCGAGAUCUUACCUCUCAACUGAACGAGAAAAAUGACAGGUUACUGGAUUUGGGAAAGCAAAAUGCCGAGCUGGUGCAUUUCAGGCAGCUUGCAUCAGAGUUAAGACUGGAGAAAUCUAGACUUGACCAUCUUUUGCAGCAGCGUAAUGGGCAAAUGGAAAAACUUCAGGAAGAGCUUUCCAAUGUUUCUGAUCUUAAAAGGCAUAUGCUAGAAAUACAAGAGUAUGCCAUAGUUUCUGAUGUUAAGUUCACAGUUGCCAUGAGCCAUUGUGAAACACUGGAUCUGGAGCUUGUGCGGCAGCUUAAAUCAUCAGAUGGGUCCAUUGCCGAGCUUCAGAGAAGAUGCGAUGAUUUGCAGACCAAGUUGAAUCAAUGCCUUGCAAGUGAGGCUUGUUCGAUUCAAGAAAACAAGGAGUUGCUAAGAACUCUUUGUGCUGUUAGAUCUGAUUUUGAAGCUUCUAUUGCUCAAAGUAAUGUUCUUUCAGAUGCCAAGAACGUUAGCACAGUGAAACUUGAGGAAUGCAAGAAGGAGAUGGUAAUGUUGGAGGAUUCUCUCCUCGAGACUAAUAAUUUUCAUGUUCGAGAAGUGGAGAAGUUGAAGUACAUGCUGGCAAAUGCCGAAGAAGAAAUUAAUCACUUGUUACUCUCCAAGGAGGAACUGGAGAUCAAGGUGAUUGUGCUCCAAGGCAAAUUAGAUGAACCGCACCCCUACACGAUUUUACAGGAGAACAACAGAGAUGAAGUGGUCACCUUACAGUUACAGUGUAAUGAGCUUACCCAGAAGUGUAAAGAGCUAAGUCACAAGUUCUCUGAGCAGGCCCUGAAGACGGAAGAAUUCAAAAACUUAUCCAUCCAUUUGAAGGAGCUCAAGGAUAAGGCUGAUGCAGAAUGUCUCCGGGCUCGCGAGAAAAGAGAAUCUGAAGGGCCACCAGUUGCUGUGCAAGAGUCCUUGCGAAUAGUCUUUAUUAAAGAGCAAUAUGAAUCAAAAUUCCAAGAGUUGAGACAACAAGUUUCCAUCUCCAAAAAGCAUGGAGAAGAUAUGCUUUUGAAGUUACAGGAUGCAUUAGAUGAAAUUGAAAGCAGGAAGCGAUCUGAAGCUUUGCACUUGAAGAAGAAUGAAGAACUAGCUCUCAAAAUCUUGGCGUUGGAAUCCGAAUUACAGUCUGUGCUUUCUGACAAGCGUGAAAUAAUCAACGAUCAUGACAGAAUAAAGGCAGAAUUGGAGUGUGCUUUGCUAAGUCUAGAGUGUUGCAAGGAAGAAAAAGACAAACUUGAAAUAUCUUUGCAAGAACGUGUGAGAGAGAACUCCAGAAUUGCAGCUGAACUUACUUUGACUAUGGAGCAGCUGGAGAAUGUCACAUCUUCUAUUGUAUCAACGAGAGAAAAUGGCCAGAUGGACAAAGUUGAGCUUGCACCUAAUGAGUCAAAUGUAAAUCCUUCUCCUGAUGCCACGCCUCAAGGAGAUUCAUCUGAUGUCCAGAAUGUCAAGGAAACAACCUUAUUUAUGAAUGGUAGAAGUGAAGAAUCAAGCUCACCAGUGAAACUUCUACUCACUCCGGAUGCUGCAUUAACAGCUGUUGAAGGUUACUCACCACCAAGCAAUGGAAGGCAUUUAGAUUUCAGCAAUGAACUGUUUGGAAGCAGGAAUUUGAGGUCUAGCAUGGAACAUUUACACGAAGAGUUGGAAAGGAUGAAACGUGAAAACUCUCUCAUUCCUGAGGACCAACAUUCUGAUCCAGGUUUUGAAGUUUUUCAGAGCGAACUCGUGCAAUUACACAAGGCAAAUGAAGAGCUCCGAAGCAUGUUCCCAACAUUCAAGGAUAUAGCUAGCACUGGUAAUGCACUAGAGAGGGUACUUGCGCUGGAAAUUGAGCUUGCUGAAGCAUUGAAGGCAAAAAAUAAGUCUAGUAUGUUCCAGAGUUCGUUUCUGAAACAACAUAGUGAUGACGAAGCAAUCUUCAAAAGCUUCAGAGACAUUAACGAGUUGAUCAAGGAAAUGUUGGAAAUUAAAGAAAAGCAUGUAGCUAUGGAGAAUGAACUUAGGGAGAUGCACGAUCGAUACUCCCAGCUAAGCCUCCAGUUUGCGGAGGUUGAAGGCGAGAGACAAAAACUGAAGAUGACUCUCAAGAAUGUCAGAGCAUCCAAGACGAAGCUCGUGCAGCUAAAUCGUUCCUCAUCGUCCAUAGUAGACAGUCCAUCAUAGCCACUCUUUGAAUCCAUUUCUUCAUAAGCUCUCUGUGAGUAGAUGCCAACACGUCUCAUGUUAGCGCUAUAAGUUGGUUCAGUUUUAUGGACUGGCUUGCCAAGAUAAGCUCCAAAUAUUGAGGAACCAAUCCCGCAAGCUGCCUUGCUUCUAUGUAAAUGUUAAAAUGUGGCUGUCAAAUUUUGUCACCCUUCUAAGUUAAGUGUAGAUCUAGAUAUCCCAUAUAUUAUAGCCUCAUUUCCCAUUUUUACCUGUAUUUGGCUGUAAUAUUAUGUAUAGAAAUUAGAUUAUCCUGUAAUUAACACUGCUGCUUCUACUUUAAGCCGUGUAAGAGGCGUCAAGAUUUGUCAUACUGAGCUGCUUUGUCUAUAAUUGUGAAGAUUUCCCUUCCAAUG
Molecule: messenger RNA, 7624 nt
Organism: Nicotiana attenuata
Lineage: Eukaryota; Viridiplantae; Streptophyta; Magnoliopsida; Solanales; Solanaceae
Product: putative leucine-rich repeat-containing protein DDB_G0290503
Exons: 11
Coding region: 597-7229 (2210 amino acids)
Source: RefSeq, a predicted model, not a curated record